Molecule: messenger RNA, 3755 nt
Organism: Aphis gossypii (cotton aphid)
Lineage: Eukaryota; Metazoa; Arthropoda; Insecta; Hemiptera; Aphididae
Gene: Rhp
Exons: 12
Coding region: 253-3606 (1117 amino acids)
Biological process (GO): signal transduction; negative regulation of stress fiber assembly
Source: RefSeq, a predicted model, not a curated record
GCGAAGAGGAGAGAUCGGCCGGACGCGCGCGCACGCACGCCGCCGACCGAAGUCACCGAACGACCGCACAGUCGUCUUGACGUUUUCGCCGCGGCUUAUAGUCCACAGACUGCCGUGGUUCGGGCCGUAUCGUACGCUCGUCGAGUGUUAUGUUCAACUGCGGGUCGAGAGACACAGCACCUUCAUCAACCAAGUCGUCGCAAAGUGCACGAAUACUGAUAAAUAAUACGGGAUAACGGUUGGCUGCGGACGAUGGCCGCCACAGCGGUGACGAGGGCCCAGAACCGGGCCAUCGCAAAGGGCACAGACCCAAAGGCGGCCACUUGUCGGGCAAAGUUGCAACGAGCGAGGUCUGCUCUGAACAAGCAGAUGGACCGGGAGCUGCGGUUACGCGAGGGUGCUGAGAAUCUAUUGCGGGCUACCACCAAAGACGGCGGUAGUGGCGAUAACAGCGGCAUCGUUGGUAGCGGUGGCGGCCGCAGGAAUAAGAGCAAAAGCAGAAAACUCAUUAGGCAGACGGUGGCAUUGGAGCUGAGUUUCUUAGAUUCCAACGUCCGAUUGCUGGCUGACGAGCUGGCCGAGCUUAACGGUUCGGUUGACGUGUAUCAGUACCGAGACGAUGACGAAGACGAUGACCAAGGAGAUAAUUUUGAUAGUCACCGUUGUGAUUCUGCCGUGAACGGUACCAGUGCAGACGGUUCAACGGCGAAUCGACGACGACUGCGACGGCAACGGUUAAUGCCCAUGAUUGCCGUGCCGUUAAAGGACACCAGGCCAAUAGAUUUUGGUCCACCGCUUGAGCGUUUCAUCAGUCAGCACUAUGGUGUGGAUUUAUCAGCGACACCGGAAGAGAUAAGCGCUGUCCGAGGUGGUGUAGGAGACGAUGGAGACGAUUGCGAUGAAGGUACGGUGCGCCGACGAUCGUUGUCGUUACGCGAAGCCAUAGACGAAUUGACGCAACUCCGGGUGGACACGCAGACGCCUAGCAGAGACUUGGACGGCGUUCGACUUUUGCUACGGUACUACAGGCAGUUGUACUACGUGGACCGCAGAUUUUUCCCACCAGCUCCGACGGUGACGCCGGUGACGACAACUCCGCGAAAUCAUCAUCAACAUAAUCGGCAGCAGCAGCAGGACCCCAAUUAUCGUCACGUUAAACAGCAACAGCUACAGCACUCGACCGUCGUCGGCUCGUUGUUGUCGUCACCACCUCCAGCUAUUUAUUUCGAAUGGUACGAUUCGUUCGGUGGUCCGGUGCCGUCGUGCGGCCAACGCACCGUCCGGUUCGAACAAGCUUGCGUACUGUUCAAUGUGGCAGCGGUGCACACGCAAAUGGGCGCUAAGUACGACCGUCGUUGCAGGGACGACGCAGACGACGGUGACGACGACGACUACAACAACAUGAGCAUUGGCUCGGGAAAGCGGACGGGCUCUUCGACGACGUCGACCGGACCGGAAGUCGUGGACGGAGCCGCGGCCGCCGCGCAGUGCUUCCUGCGAGCGGCCGGCGCGUACCGGCACAUCGGCGACACGUUCGCCAACGCGCCCGCUCGUGCUGCCGAUCUUCGCGCCACCGGCGUCCUUUACGCACUCAUGAUGGCUCAGGCUCACGAAUGCGCGUUUGAAAAAUUACAAUGGCGGUUUUUGACAUCCGUUCGGCAGCGGUGUCGCCGUCGACGUUAUAAAGGCUAUGAAGCAAGAGAAGCCGAAGCUAGUGCUGAAGGACUUGGCAGUGGUAACCGUCGAGGACGUGGUGACAGAGAUACAACUAUUGGUGGUGGUAAUAUCGAAGUAACCGCAAAUACACCGACGUGGACAGAGCUGGCUCGUGAAGCGGCACACGUGUCGCGAAUGUACGGGGACGUGGUGUACAACAGCUGCUGCCGCCCGCCCAACGAAAGAGCCGGAAAUCGAGGCAAGGAAAACGGCGGCGAGCAGGGCGGCACGGCCACAGCCGGAUCUAUGCUUCCGGACGUCUGGGUGGCCGUGUGCAGGAUCAAGGACCGGCACUACGCGGCUCUUGCGUACCGGUUCGCCGCUUGCGCUCUGCUUCCGUAUCGCGGAUGCAGUGCAGACGGACAGCCGGAUGAGCAGCAUCACGUGGGAAGUUCCCGUCGUCGUAGCACCGUCGACUCGGAUGCCAGCCAACUGUUGACGGAGCUAACGGCUGCUGCGGCGGCCGCGGGUCUUGGAAUUGUUGAUGACGACGACGACGACGACGACGACAAUAACGAGACGACCUCAGUGGUAGUGCGUCAACGGCGGCGUCGCAAACAACUCGGUAUGCUUUUGCUGGAGGCGGCUGCAGCGGCCCACGACCGAGCUGACCGAGCACAGCGAUUGUGCCGGCAACUCCGCGCUAAAUCUGAAGGAAACACUUCGGGCAGCGGCGGCGGAGGAGGUUUACUGGCCGGCGUGUUGGACCGAGAACGGCAGCGGACCGUACGGUUGUUGCUAUUGCAACGCCGCGACCAAGUCGGCGACGACGAGUACGGUACGGCCGAAGGUGAAGGCGGCGAAGGUGACAACGAUCGAAGAGUUGGCCGUGCCGAGAAGAGUGGCAGCCAAUGUUGGGAUUGCCGAGACUGUUGUUCGGACGACGACGGUAUCGAUGCUGCCGCGGUAGCCGAUUUUUGUUCGGGCGAUCAAGAAGAGUUUACCGCGGCCGGUAUCGCUGGCAUUCCAGGUCUGGACAUCGAUCGAGGUGUGCUAAUCAGACCGCGGACCAGAUUUCGGUUGAUGUCGAUUGCGCCCGACUUCACGGACACCGGCGACGGGGACGAUUACGCCGACGACGUGGACGGCGGCGAAGACCGACACCGACAGAAGCACGAGAUCGCGGACCGCGAGGAACGCAGAGCCGAUCUGUUCGCCGGGCUAGGGCCCGUGGCCGUGUUUUCGGCGCGGCACCAGUGUUCGCGGCCCCGCUGGGUGAAAGUGGCCCGCGGUGGAGGCCGUCACCGUUCCCCUUGCGGCGGCGACGAAGACGAUUGCGACGACGGCAAAUCCGCAGAUCCGAUUCAGCUCGUCGACCGGUGGUUCGGGUUCGAGUUGCGCAGCCACGGCGGUGGCACGGCGGCCGCGGUCCCGCCGGCUACCGUAGGACACGUCCGAUCCAGUUCUCAGGCACAACACGUCGGCCUAAGACGCGGUGACAUAGUGGUGGCAUUAAAGCUGUGUUCUGGUGACGGCAGCGGUAGGGCAAUGGACGUCAGAUGGGAAACGUGUCGCAGGGUAGCCGAGCUUAUUGUUCAUCAUCAUCAACGGCGUCUGAGGCCUAGUUCCGGCGACGGAGCAGUCGUCGUCCAGUUGAAAGUCGUCACGCCGAUCACCGCCGCGACGGUGUCUGACAGCUACCCGACCAUGGAUCCAAACAAAAUCUAUAAACGGAGAAAUACAAAUAUGGCAGCCUUAACUUCAACUAUGCAUUCAGGUCCUCCACCUCUACCACCCAUGUUGCUACAGUCCAAUUCGAAACAACGUCGUCAACGACGACAGAACGUUAACGGUGGCAGUGAAGGAACCGAGAGUACUAAUAAAAAAAAUACAUGGUUGUGGAAUCCUUUUCGACGACGUCGAAGAAGCGUAGUCGGCAAUAAGUGUUGAAAUUUAUUGACCAAUGUAAUUACCAUUGAUUAUCAUACAAUAUGUGGAUACAUGUUAAAUAAAUACUGUUCGUAAUCUGUAAGACAUUUUUAGGAUAGGAUGUUACUAUUAUGAUAUAAAUAAUAAACGCAAAAUAUAUACAUUUUUAA